Galendromus occidentalis (western predatory mite) is the source of this 1054-nucleotide messenger RNA. RefSeq lists its product as uncharacterized. Bases 19 to 879 code for a protein of 286 amino acids. NCBI's taxonomy places the organism in Eukaryota, Metazoa, Arthropoda, Arachnida, Mesostigmata, Phytoseiidae. The record is from RefSeq and is a predicted model, not a curated record. The transcript has 5 exons.
AUACACAGGCGCGCCAUAAUGGCUGACGGGGCCUUUAGUUGCGACCCAGUACAAGCAAAACUCCCAUACGACGAAGCCUCACAAUGCCGAUCCAAGUUCCUCCAGAGAGUGAGUCGCUUGCCUUUCGUCGAUCGAACUGUCACCUGUACUACCGGAUCGUACCGGGAGCUGAAGGAAACUGUACCCUCCAUAAUCCGAUGGAUGAUACUUUCCGCAGAAAUGACAACAUUGAGACUCUACGAGAAGAUGAUAUCCACAUUACAUGACCUCCCGCUGUCCCUCGACUACGCAGAUAAAAUCGCUUGCCACGGACUCGACGCUCUGGAGAAUCUGGGAGGGAAGGUCUACACCGCGAGUACAGUCCUCCGGAGUACGGUCGAACGGAUAAAACUUUCGGCAAGGCGUCGAAGGCGGUCACUCGAGGAUCUGAAGUCCCGGUUGACCGACCGCUGGACUCGUGUUGCUCUCGCUCACAUGCCGGAAAUCGCAAUCAAAGUUUAUGGAGAGCUGAGGGAGUAUCGAAUCGUCGAUAUGCGGAAGUAUCAAGGGGAAUUACCCAUAUCCACUGAGAAGGUUGUGGCGGAUGAAGUCACGAAACGCGAGCAAGAGAGUAGGAGGAACGAGGAUCUGAACGCAGAGGGAUCGAUUACCGUACACGUGAACUGUUCUACCCCGGAUCGUGAUGACGGAAUCGCCGAAGCGCCCUCAGUCGGCGAAUCGGAAGGCUUUCUUGAUGUCGCUCGAGAGGCCAAUGGUGACAGCGGACUCGAACAUUCCUGCGAGAUUGAAACGUGCGGCGACGCUGCCCCCAAAAAGAAAUCGCGGAAUAGGCGUCGCCGGAAGAAGUCCACGAGUCAGCCAGAAGAUCUCAUUUCUUAAGGGGGAACAUAUAUGGGCUCGAAUAUGGACAUGAAGCGAAACGAUUGUGCGGAAUCGUAUGGUAACUACGCAGGAUUGUCAGCUGAAAACGAGUUGACUCCCCACGUUGACACAAUCUGUAUCGACCGCAGAUGCCUCGAUCCUGAAUAAACUUCGAGUCAAUUUCCAUGGAAAU